AUGGCCAAAAAGAAGAACGUAUCUAGGAAGAAGCAGAGAAAGAGGACGAAGGCCAGAAAGAUCCACCAAGAGACCACUGAGCAGUUGGGUAAUCAGGGCGGCAAACAGGACAAGCCCAAGAAACAAGUGGCCACCGACGAGAAUGGCAGAAAGAUGACGGUCAUCAUGGGAGGAGAAGCGGAGAUGAAAAAGAUCUGGGACCGCAUGCAGGUGACUUUUGCCAUUCAAUCUCAGUUCAGUACGAUCUCCGAAAGGCUCGAGGGCGUCCGCUCAGCCAUCGAAACCAAGUCGACCACGAGCUAUCAGGAAUAA
Colletotrichum paranaense is the source of this 312-nucleotide messenger RNA. RefSeq lists its product as uncharacterized. The record is from RefSeq and is a predicted model, not a curated record. The coding region runs from base 1 to 312 and encodes 103 amino acids. NCBI's taxonomy places the organism in Eukaryota, Fungi, Ascomycota, Sordariomycetes, Glomerellales, Glomerellaceae. The transcript is spliced from 2 exons.